This is a messenger RNA of Cheilinus undulatus (humphead wrasse), 2540 nucleotides long. RefSeq names its product lactosylceramide 1,3-N-acetyl-beta-D-glucosaminyltransferase A-like. The coding region runs from base 570 to 1733 and encodes 387 amino acids. The transcript has 2 exons. Gene Ontology annotation, cellular component: membrane. The record is from RefSeq and is a predicted model, not a curated record. NCBI's taxonomy places the organism in Eukaryota, Metazoa, Chordata, Actinopteri, Labriformes, Labridae. Gene Ontology annotation, biological process: brain development.
CCGACGCGCCAACAAGCCGCCCAACAGUCCUCACUGCCAGAGGACAGAAGAGAGCUCUGAAUAACCACAGUUAUCAAUAGAUAUCCUCACACAAGAGGGUUUGACCGUUGAACGAGGGAUUGCUGCUGCUCCCAGCACAGCUGUAAUCUUACAGUGGAUUAAAUUUAAGGCAAAGAAGAAGAGAAAAGCAUCAGUGCAGUUAGAGAAGAAGACUGGAGAGAGACUGUUGCUGCUGCUCAGAUUCAAACACCCAGAUAUUUAGUCUUACGGAAGAAGUUCCUCAUGGGCAAAGGAUGAAUUUCUUGCUGCAAGGAGCCUACAAACAAUUAAGUGGUUCAUCUGCAGUUAUGGACGUUCCCCAGCAGAUACAUUGAUUACCAUCUUUGCCUCCUGCUGAAUGUGGAAAGCCUAGGAUGGAUGACCCACCAAGUGCUGCUCUGAGGCAUUGGAAAAACACCCCAAACUACCACCACCUCAACAAUCUCACCUCAUCCUCUGUACAAAUCCCCUGCUUUGUCAUUAUCUCCAAUCAGACAGAGACCACUGCCACCGGGUGACAAGAUUCCAGGAUGGUUAUGAACUUCCGGCGGAUCCGAAGAGGCCAGUGUGUGCAGCUGAUGACCACCUGCCUGGUGCUAUCAGUUGUGAUGGUUUGCUGGGAGCAGCUGGACAACAGUGUUGUCAGCCAUGUCAAGUCCUACUCCUAUCGCUACCUGGUCAACCGCUACACCUACAUUAACAAGAGCCUCACCAUUCCACGCGAGCAGGCCAGGAGCUUCAGCAACUUCCAGUACCUGCUGGACCAUCCAAACAAGUGCGUGGGUAAGGACGUCCUACUCCUCCUCUUUGUGAAAACAUCACCUGAGAACAUCGAAAGGCGUAACGCUAUAAGGUCCACCUGGGGUAAUGAGACCUACAUCCGAACCACCCUGGGAGUGACAGUCAAGGUGGUAUUCGCCUUAGGAGCACCUCGGACCAAGAAGGACGAGCCCUCGUGGAGCAAGAGAAGCGGUGUUGGUUUUCAGGAGCUGCUUAUCCACGAGGACCGUCUUUAUGGUGAUUUGAUCCAGCAAGACUUUCUAGACUCCUUCCACAACCUCACUCUGAAACUUAUCAUGCAGUUCCAUUGGAUGCAUAGUCGCUGCGCACACGCUCGCUUCCUCAUGACUGCAGAUGACGACAUCUUUGUGCACAUGCCCAACUUGGUGAGCUACUUGCAGGACAUGAGCGGCAAGGGCGUCACAGACUUCUGGAUCGGUAGAGUGCAUCGGGGCGCGCCACCGAUCCGCAGCAAAGACAGCAAGUAUUAUGUGCCCUUUGAGAUGUACCAGUGGAUCUCAUACCCAGAUUACACAGCUGGGGCUGGGUAUGUCGUCUCCAGUGACGUGGCAGAUAGAAUUUAUCAUGCCACGCUGACCCUGAAUGCUUCUCUUUACAUAGAUGAUGUGUUCAUGGGCAUCUGCGCUAACGCCAUUGGUGUGUCCCCACAGGAGCAUGUCUAUUUCUCAGGUGAAGGAAAAGCACCAUACCAUCUAUGCAUAUACAACCAGAUGAUGACCUCACAUGGUCAUGUAGAAGACAUAUAUGACCUGUGGAAGGCAGCGACGGACCCGCAGGUGAAACAGAGGACGUCUGGACUCAUAGGAAGGCUAUACUGCACAGCUGUGAAAGUGUCACUCCUGUGUAAACCUUACUUUUUCAACACAUACCCUUGCAAAGCUGCCUUUUUGUAGUAUUACUUCAGGGUUGUGUGUGACAGAGAGAGGGAGUGCGUCAUUGGUCAUGUAGAAAGGAGGAUGACCAUUGCAUUAUUACCUCAGUCCUACCAGUCGGACACCCACGUGAAAAUGCGGAAGUGUGUGUGAUCCGUGUUUCAAAAGACCAGAGGAUUUAUGUUUGUGUGAUCAUCAUGUCAGAGAUGCUGAAUCUAAGUGGUUUAAUAAUGUAACACUGGAUCUGCAUGACAGAAUAAUGUGUUAAAGUUUGGCUCUUAAAAGAUGCUAUUUUCACUCCUUUCUUAGUCAAAAAAAAUAUUUGAGAGAUGAAGUUCUUUACUGUCCAUCACAGGUGGUUAAUAAAGAGAUCCUUUAUCUGCUGUAAUACAUGAACAAAUGGCCAAAACUCUGUUUAAAUAGAACCAUUAUUUUUCUAGAAACAUUUUGCUAUCUCAAAAGUCAAAUGAAUACAGUUUUUUUUGUUGGUUUUUAAAAUCAGGCCUAGAAAUUCUGCAUUUUUUAAAUAGUGGUGCAGACUUAAAGUAAUACAUUUGGGUGUUGAUGCUGUGUGUGUCAAUACAAAAAAAUGAAUAAAAAAUCACACAGUUGGUCAGUGAUGUGUCUGAGCUAAAACUGUACCCAUGUCAUGAAGUGUGAAAUUCCUCACAGUGAUGUAAUGUUCAUGUGAAACCACUGCUCAAACAGUUUCUGUGCUGAAAAUACCUAUGAAGUCAUGAUGAGCAACAAAUCAUGGGUUCAAAAAUUGUUUGUGUUAGAUCCUUUUUGUAAUAAAAUUUGUGAAAAGUGUUUUAUAAGAAAUAAAAU